Brugia pahangi is the source of this 462-nucleotide messenger RNA. The record is from the annotation of a GenBank genome assembly. Lineage: Eukaryota; Metazoa; Nematoda; Chromadorea; Rhabditida; Onchocercidae.
AUGGAAAUAGCAAAAAUUGAAAAUAAUUGGAAAAGAAAUGAGCAACACAAAUUGAACUUUUACACAUGCGAUUAUGAACCUAUUUGGGAGAAACCAGAACAAAUGAACUAUGAUUUAUGUAAUAAUCAUUACGGUAAAGGUGCACAAAUAUGGACAAUGCAAAAAACAUUAACAAAUUCAACAAGAUGUGUUCAUAAAAUACAUAUGUUACCGUGUCAUAAAUCAUUAUUAGAAGGUGCACCAUCAAAAAUUUAUAAUAACGAGCGCAUAUCACCGGCAAGUUGUGGUGGCUUAUUUGGUGCACCAAUGCCUUAUGAAUAUAUUACAUCUGAAACAACUAUUCGUGCACCUCAAGUAACAAAUGAAAUGCUUGCAAGGUAUUACAUAAAUCAAACUAUCCUCUCAACUGCUUUACAUGUCAAAUGUCCACGAUGUCUUGUUAAGAGCAGUUGGUAUACGUAA